CAAUCUGCAAACGGUGACCAGAAUUCGGAGUCGACCGAUGUGAGUCAUCGUAAUUUAAGGUCGUGAGUGACGUACACACUCAAGGGUACAUGACAUGGACCUAUCAGAUUGUGGCGAGGUCAAAUUUAAUAUUGAAGACCGGGUCUACGCUGGCAAAAUGAGUCAAUUUGGCCUCCUGACAGGAUGUUAUCAUCGAGUAGUGGGGGUUGAAAGUGGUGAUAUUGAUCCUGUUAUAGGGGCUGAGAGAGAUGCUUCAUGACCAACAUGUCUUGUUCCUUGCUCACCCACCCUACAGACUUCAUCAGCCACUACCAGAACAGAGGGAAGUUAAGAAUUAACUGCCUCUAUCGAAGUGCCCACUGCUCCGGCUAAUCACUUUAGCACUUCCGUAACGGAACGGAUGGGCAUGAAACGCUCCUUUCCACCUACAGAUCUCCCCGAAGAUGACUAGUAUGAGUCAGAAAAAUUGUAUCCCCGCGUACUCAAGUCGAUAGGCUGUGAUGUAAAUCAUGUCUCAGUUAACUGUGGUGGCCACAUGGAAUAGAUUGGCUUUCGUAGCGAACUAAAAUUUGGCCGAAGCCAGGGAUACCUUUAUCCUUGGCUGUGACGCUGGCGAAAAGGGUUGCGCAC
Messenger RNA from Aspergillus pseudotamarii, 630 nucleotides. RefSeq lists its product as uncharacterized. NCBI's taxonomy places the organism in Eukaryota, Fungi, Ascomycota, Eurotiomycetes, Eurotiales, Aspergillaceae. The record is from RefSeq and is a predicted model, not a curated record. Bases 95 to 259 code for a protein of 54 amino acids. The transcript has a single exon.